AUCUCUUUGUUCCCUUCUGUUUACGCUUUCUAACAUUCCUGAACGUCAAUAUUGACGCUUUCAAAAUCGUCUAUUUAUGUUUUUCAUACUCUUUGCUCAAUUAUAAAUAACUCCCACUCUCAACCAUAUUUCUACAUCAAACGUAGAGCAAUUAACAUUGAUUGUGUGAAAAUGUUAUUUCCCAGUUAUAUGAGGGAAGGUCUGGUAGCCAUUGUUGUGGCAGGAAUAUUUCUUGCCGGAUCGGUGUCGGUAAAGGCUCAAUCGGUGGCGGAUAUAGUAACACCUGAGUUCUUUAAUGGGAUUUUGGAUCAGGCAGAUGCAAGUUGUGAAGGGAAGAACUUUUACUCAAGGGCUGCAUUUCUUGAGGCUUUCAAUUCUUUUCCUCAGUUUGGUACAGCUGAUGAUACUAGGCGUGAGGUUGCAGCUUUCUUUGCUCAUGUCACCCAUGAGACUGGACAUUUUUGCUACAUAAAUGAGAUAAAUGGUGCAACCAGGGAUUACUGUGAUGAGACCAAUACCCAAUAUCCAUGCAACCCUGACAGAGGUUACUAUGGCCGUGGACCAAUCCAAUUAUCCUGGAAUUUCAACUAUGGACCAGCAGGGGAGAGUAUUGGCUUCGACGGCUUAAACUCGCCUGACACCGUCGCGACAGACCCUGUUAUCUCGUUCAAGACGGCAUUGUGGUAUUGGGUGAACUUUGUUCAACCUGUCAUAGGUCAAGGGUUCGGGGCAACCAUUCGCGCCAUUAAUGGGGCUAUUGAGUGCGAUGGUGGAAACCCUGAUACGGUUCAGGCUCGGAUUAACUACUAUACUCAAUAUUGUAAUCAGCUUGGUGUUGAUCCCGGGCCAAAUCUCACCUGCUAGAAUUUGCUUUUAAUUUCUUGUUUUUGUUACUUUAAUUACUCCCCUAAAUAAAAAAAAUAUUGUUCCAUGAAAUGAAAUAAAUAUCAUUAAACAUCAAUAAAUUAC
Durio zibethinus is the source of this 969-nucleotide messenger RNA. RefSeq names its product endochitinase EP3-like. Gene Ontology annotation, molecular function: chitinase activity. NCBI's taxonomy places the organism in Eukaryota, Viridiplantae, Streptophyta, Magnoliopsida, Malvales, Malvaceae. Gene Ontology annotation, biological process: cell wall macromolecule catabolic process; chitin catabolic process; carbohydrate metabolic process. The record is from RefSeq and is a predicted model, not a curated record.